AUGUCAGGUGGUGAUGUCGAAGUUGAAGUAAAUGACAUGGACGAUGUUGUUGGUGGCGUUACGAUGGAUGAAGAGCCAGAUGAAGAAGAGACUGUGGAGCGUAUUAAAUCGGGUGCUCGUGUUCGAAAAGGGCGUGGUUUUAAUGAAGCUAGUGAACGUAUAACAAUGAAAGGUGGUGAUUAUGAUACUGUUGAUUCACAACAAAAUGGAGAUCCUGGUCCAGCUCGGAGUGUUGAAGGUUGGAUAUUAUUUAUAACAAAUGUUCAUGAAGAAGCUCAAGAAGAUACAAUGUUUGAUUUAUUUCGUGAAUACGGAGCAAUUAAAAAUAUGCAUUUAAAUUUGGAUCGUCGUACGGGUUAUGCGAAAGGCUAUGCUUUAACUGAAUAUGAAACAUAUAAUGAAGCAAAAAAUGCUUUACAAGGAUUAAAUGGACAAGAUUUAUUGGGACAUAAAUUACAUGUUGAUUGGGCAUUUGUUAAAGGACCAUUGAAAAAACGUGACAGUAAUCGUACAACAAAAACAACAGCGAAUACGGGGCGUUCAACGUAUCGUCGACGAUAG
Didymodactylos carnosus is the source of this 561-nucleotide messenger RNA. Lineage: Eukaryota; Metazoa; Rotifera; Eurotatoria; Philodinida; Philodinidae. The record is from the annotation of a GenBank genome assembly.